This is a messenger RNA of Portunus trituberculatus (swimming crab), 1440 nucleotides long. Its product is annotated as nascent polypeptide-associated complex subunit alpha, muscle-specific form-like. The record is from RefSeq and is a predicted model, not a curated record. The transcript has 2 exons. The coding region runs from base 1 to 1440 and encodes 479 amino acids. Lineage: Eukaryota; Metazoa; Arthropoda; Malacostraca; Decapoda; Portunidae.
AUGUUGGGCGUGGGCGUGGAGACCGUGAACCCCCAGGUGGCCAUGGAGGGACGCGUGUUCCCCCGCGUGCCCGACCCGUCCCUGCGAGGGGCGCCGCGCCCCUCGCCCCCCUCGUCCCCCGAGUCACUACCGCCGCGCCCCAAUGCCUCCUUCCUGUGGGACCCUCGCCGCCCCCCCGCCGCCGCCGAGGACUCCUUCGACGCCGCCUCCUUCCUGCGGCAGCACCGCCACCUGCUGGGCCGCACCUCGCCCGGCUCGCCGCCCACACCGCCCACGCCCGCCACGCCCACCGACGACCUCACCUUCGAGGAGACGCUGUUCAGCCUGCGGCGCGACGCCCGGGGCACGCCCCGCGGCACCUUCCGUGGCUCUGCGGCGUCCAGCGAGGAGCUAUGGGGCCCCGGCAGCCUGAAGGCCCUCAAGGACCACACCAACCUGCAGGGCGCGGACAGCCUGGACAGCCGUGCCUCGCUGGCCUCUGGGGAGAGUGGUGCCCCGGGGAGCGCGCUGCGGGGCUACAUCGAGGCGCGGCUGCGGCGCGUGGAGGAACAGAUCCGCCGCGAGGUGGCCACAGAGGCGGCGGUGCUGGGCGCGGCGCACGGCGGCGCUGACCCCUCCCUGCUGGCCGCACUGCUGGCCACCAGGGGCUUCAUGCCGCACGCCAAGGCGGGCUCCGCGCCCUCCUUAGGGGGCGUGUCCCCAUCCGCUGCCAGCACCUUCAAGAGCCACCGGGACCCUCCAGGCGCAGGGCGCCGCUCCCCUGCCGCGCGUAGCAGCACCUCCAGCCUGCUGCGCGUCAGGGGGCCGUCCCCCUCCUCUUCCUCUGACCGCGACGGUCCCCCCUCCCUGCCGCCUCUCUACUCCAGGGACCUCUCCCCCAACGGCCCCACCCCCGCCCCAGCUUCACCCAAGUCCCUGCCGCCGCCACCCCCGCCAGUCCUGGACCUGCCCCGGCCCCCCAAACACCCCAUGACUCCUCCAGACCACCCACGCCCCAGGAGAAAGACCUCUGCCCCUGCCACCCCGCCCCCAGAGGCCCUGCACCACCCCAGGACCUGUCAGUCCCCACCCUGCCACACACGCCACCCCCGCCCUCACCGCGACCCACCAACACGACAUCAGGCCCCUACCGCACCACGCCGCCCCACCACCCCGCCAGACACUCCCCCACACACCCUGCCCGAGGGGACAACACACCUACCACAGGGGGAAGACAAAAAACCCCUCCUUGUGCCCCCGCCCCGUCCCCCGGCCCCGGCCCCACCAGCACGCCCUCCUCGGCCACCCAGACCCCCGCGGCCAGCUGUAGCCAAGACUGGGGAGAAGAAACACACAGGGGACGCUGCCCCAGGCCCUCCCCGGUGCCUAAACGUCCUCCACGCCCUGACCCACCACGGAGCACCAAAGCAGCACCCCAGCCCACGCCCACGGGGAAGAUAG